AUGUCCGCGAAACAGCGACCUAAGCAGAAAGAAACUACCGCUGGUCAAAUCAACUCUUCCGCCACGUUGGACAAAGGAGGCUCUGGGAGAUUAGGCAAGUUUCUCUCCCAGGAAUUGGUUGACAAAUCAGCUGUUGCACAGACUAACGGGGAUUUCGAGGAAGAUGACGAUGGCUUUGUUUUCAAAAGGGCGUCUCAGCAGCAAGUGCAAAAAAAGGUCCCGGGUAAACGUGGACGCCCCCCCGGGUCGAAGAAUAAGCCAAAGCCUGCUGUGAAAAAGGAACCUCAAAAAAGACGAAAAGUCACUCGAAACGCACCGGAGCCCAAACCUCCCAAGACAAGCCUUCUGGAUGAGCUCGAACAGGAAUCUAUAGAAGAGUCUGAAGAAGAGGAUAAUGUGUUUUCCAUGGAUUCUUCUUUCCAACAACCAAAAGUCGCAAAGAAAUCAAACCUUAUUCCGAAGAGCAAGACAUCAGAAAAACGCACGCGUAAGCCACGAAACACCAAACUACCCGCAAAGCAGCACGAAGCUGAGGUGCAACCUGAGAUAGCAACUGUCCCCGAUUUGAUACCCGAAGAUCCCGAACCUGUUCUCCCAAAACAGUCUACUCUCUCUAAAAUUUUAUCUCAGGCGCGAACCAAGGAAGUCAAACAGGAAUACGAGGUCAAGAAACGCAGAUCAUCGCUUAGCAAUAGAGGCAAGCGAUUAUCGUCAGUUGGUAAUGGUUUCAUUGCCGAGCCUGACCGUGAAAUACCUGUUGAGGAACUAUAUAAACAUGUGUCACAAGACCUACCCGAUCCGCACAAGAUGAGACAGUUGAUGGUUUGGUGCGCCAAAAGAGGAGCAAGUAAAGCCCCCAAAAAAAAGAUUAGCACUGCAGAGAGCAUAGCUAAUGUGAUAGAAGAUGAAAUUAUCAGAGACCUAGCCGAUGGGAAAAUAAAUACCAGUUGGUGGCUGGCAGAAGACGAUGACAACGAAGUCGACCACGGCAGUAAUGCAAACCUUAAUAAGCCAAUCAUCGUUCUGCCCAACAAGGCCAAUCAAGAAAACAUGCACACGCUUGAGCUAUAUGAGAAAAAGCUUGCAGAACUUAAUAAAGAAGAAGCCCGGUGGAAGGAAAUCAGGAAAACAGCAAUACUGCCCAAAAUUCAGGUCGAUGCACAACUGCAAGAUAAUGGUCUGAUACAAGAAAAGCUGGGCGAGAUCGUGAACCACUUACAGUCAUUGGAGUCUUACAAAGCACGACUGGACAAACUUCGCUUACUGCGCGUUCUGGAAAAUCUCAAACUAAUGGUGCAUAAACUAAAGCAAUCUAAAAAUGCAGUCAACGCAUUGACUGAAGCUAAAAUCCGUGAGAUAUCGCGCAAAAUGACUCAACUGAUUGAUCACGAUAACGAUGGGAAUAAAGUCUCGUCGCUGGAUCUGCUCAAAGGGUUUUCUGAGCUGGGGUAA
This is a messenger RNA of Ogataea angusta, 1452 nucleotides long. RefSeq lists its product as uncharacterized. Gene Ontology annotation, cellular component: MIS12/MIND type complex. Bases 1 to 1452 code for a protein of 483 amino acids. The transcript has a single exon. The record is from RefSeq and is a predicted model, not a curated record. NCBI's taxonomy places the organism in Eukaryota, Fungi, Ascomycota, Pichiomycetes, Pichiales, Pichiaceae. Gene Ontology annotation, biological process: cell division; mitotic sister chromatid segregation.